UGGUUGUUAAAAGUUUCGAAAGUUAAUUUGAUUUUUCUUCUUCAAACAGAAAACAGAAAAAAAAUUACUAAAGACAACGAUGAAAGCAAAAACCAUUUUCAUUCUAUAUUUAAUCGUUAUUCAGAUAGUCAUUCAAAUGGUUUCAAUGGUUUCAGUUAAAAAAGAUUUAAGAAAAGUAAGAACGCUUAUGAAUUUCAAACGAUCAAAUCAUGGUUGUUCAAGUAAAAUUGAUGUACGAAAAUAUGCUGAAUUGGAUAAUGUUUGUUAUGAAUGUUUUCAACGAUAUCGUGCAGAUUUACUUGACGAUUGUAGAGAUGAUUGUUAUGAUAAUCCAAUAUUCUGGAUGUGUGUCGAUGCAAUGUCAUUGUCAAAUAAAAGACAAUAUUUUAAAGAACUUAUUCAACAGUUAACUGCUAAACACUAACCCCCUAUAUAAUAUGAAUUUUAAGAUUUCUGUUGAAUUUUUAAAAU
Messenger RNA from Dermatophagoides pteronyssinus (European house dust mite), 471 nucleotides. Its product is annotated as crustacean hyperglycemic hormone-like. The record is from RefSeq and is a predicted model, not a curated record. NCBI's taxonomy places the organism in Eukaryota, Metazoa, Arthropoda, Arachnida, Sarcoptiformes, Pyroglyphidae.